This is a messenger RNA of Pseudopipra pipra, 10446 nucleotides long. RefSeq names its product solute carrier family 9 member A7 (gene SLC9A7). The record is from RefSeq and is a predicted model, not a curated record. Bases 67 to 2187 code for a protein of 706 amino acids. Gene Ontology annotation, biological process: potassium ion transmembrane transport; proton transmembrane transport; sodium ion import across plasma membrane. Gene Ontology annotation, cellular component: plasma membrane; recycling endosome. Gene Ontology annotation, molecular function: sodium:proton antiporter activity; potassium:proton antiporter activity. The transcript is spliced from 17 exons. Lineage: Eukaryota; Metazoa; Chordata; Aves; Passeriformes; Pipridae.
CAGUGCCCGCGGGCCGCUGCCGCGGGAGUGGAGCGGAGAGCCGCGGCAUCCCUCCCUCCCGCAGCCAUGGCUGUGCCCCUGCGCCGCCGGCUGCCGCUGCUCCCGCUGCUCCUGCUGGCGGCCGGCGGGCUGCGGGCGGCGGAGCGGAGCGGCCGCAGCAGCAGCGCCAUGGAGGAGCUCGCCACCGAGAAGGAGGCGGAGGAGAGCCACCGGCAGGACAGCGUGAGCUUGCUCACCUUCAUUCUGCUGCUCACCCUCACCAUCCUCACCAUCUGGCUCUUCAAGCACCGCCGCGUCCGCUUCCUCCACGAGACCGGCCUGGCCAUGAUCUACGGACUCAUAGUUGGGGUGAUCUUGAGGUACGGGACUCCCUCCAGCAGCGGCCAUGACAAGCCGUUCAGCUGCUCGCAGGAGGACAGGCCGUUCACAACCCUGCUGGUCAACGUCAGCGGGAAGUUCUUUGAGUACACACUCAAAGGGGAAAUAAGCCCUGGGAAGAUCCACAACGUGGAGCAAAAUGACAUGUUGAGAAAGGUAACAUUUGACCCAGAAGUUUUUUUCAACAUUCUGUUGCCUCCAAUUAUUUUUCAUGCUGGUUAUAGCCUAAAGAAAAGACACUUUUUCAGGAAUUUGGGGUCCAUUUUGGCUUACGCCUUUUUAGGAACAGCAGUCUCUUGUUUUAUUAUUGGGAAUCUUAUGUAUGGGGUUGUGAAACUAAUGAAGUUGGUGGGUCAGCUCUCUGAUAAAUUCUACUAUACAGACUGCCUCCUCUUUGGAGCGAUAAUAUCUGCCACUGAUCCAGUUACCGUGCUAGCAAUAUUUAAUGAGCUGCAUGCUGAUGUUGAUCUCUAUGCCCUUCUGUUUGGGGAGAGCGUGUUGAAUGACGCUGUUGCCAUUGUAUUAUCUUCAUCUAUAGUUGCCUACCAGCCAACAGGUGAAAAUACUCAUGCUUUUGAUGCAGCAGCGUUUUUCAAGUCCGUUGGUGUUUUCCUGGGAAUAUUCAGUGGUUCUUUCAUGAUGGGAGCAGUGACAGGGGUUGUGACAGCUCUGAUAUCGAAGUUUACCAAGUUGCACUGCUUCCCCCUGCUGGAAACGGCACUCUUCUUCUUGAUGUCCUGGAGCACUUUCUUGCUUGCAGAAGCUUGUGGAUUUACUGGUGUGGUGGCUGUCCUCUUCUGCGGAAUUACCCAGGCACAUUAUACAUACAAUAACUUGUCAGUUGAAUCGAGAAGUCGCACUAAGCAGCUCUUCGAGGUAUUGCACUUCCUGGCUGAGAACUUCAUAUUUUCUUACAUGGGUUUAGCACUGUUUACUUUCCAGAAACACAUAUUCAGCCCAGUUUUCAUUAUUGGAGCUUUUAUUGCAAUCUUUUUGGGAAGAGCUGCACACAUCUACCCUCUCUCCUUUUUGCUGAAUUUGGGCAGAAGGCAUAAGAUCAGCUGGAGCUUUCAGCACAUGAUGAUGUUCUCAGGUCUCAGGGGAGCCAUGGCAUUUGCUCUGGCUAUACGAGAUACUGCUACCUACUCACAUCAAAUGAUGUUCUCAACAACUCUCCUCAUCGUCUUUUUCACUGUGUGGAUUGUGGGUGGAGGUACAACUCCCAUGCUGUCAUGGCUGAACAUCAGAGUUGGUGACCAUGUUCCAUCGGUGGAAGAGAUGAGUGAAAGCCGCUGGCUGUAUUUCAGGGUUGGGGUUGACCCAGAUCAGGAUCCUCCACCUACUAAUGACAGCUUUCAAGUCUUACAAGGAGAUGGCCCAGAUUCUGCAAGAAGGAACAGGACAAAGCAGGAAAGUGCUUGGCUCUUCAGGCUAUGGUAUAGCUUUGACCAUAAUUAUUUAAAGCCAAUUCUCACUCACAGUGGCCCUCCAUUGACCACAACUCUACCCAGCUGGUGUGGCCUGAUAGCCCGCUGUCUGACAAGUCCCCAGGUUUAUGAUAAUCAGGAACAGCUUAGAGAAGAGGAUUCUGAUUUUAUUCUGAAUGAUGGUGACCUUACUGUGACAUAUGGUGAUACAACAAUAACUGCAAAUGGUUCAUCUGGCCCCCAUACAGCUACCACUAGCCUUGAUGGCAGGAGAACAAAAAGUAGUUCAGAGGAAGCAUUGGAACGUGAUUUGGGAGCAGCAGAUCAUGAAGUUACAAGCAGGGGUACCCGGCUAGUAUUUCCUCUGGAAUACAAUGCAUGAUUACUGACUCAGUAAAAAUAACUCUUGCUCUCUGAAUGGAUCAAGGAAGACUGCAGGCCACUGUGUCACUUGAGGUGGGGAAGUUUAUUCAAACAAGUUAACAUGCGUAAGUGGUUUUACAAGGGUCUGAAGAUGUCACCUGUUUUUCACUCAAGAUGCUGACAGUGGGGUUUUCUAAAUGUCUGAAUAUAGACGAAUGAGAAAACUGGUCAUUCUCUUCUUUUCAACCACAUAUUGAAUCCAAGUAUAACUAGCAUGCUGCAAUUGUCUUGUUCAGCUGCAGCAGCUCUCUCUCUGAAGAGAGGUACAUGGAAAACAUUGUCACAGAACUGCGUUUGUCUUGACUUAGCUGGGGAAUGUGGAGGAAGAACUAUAAACUUGAUAAUCAUUAUGAGACAAAAAAGGAUGUGUGUUAUCUGAAUGUAGAGAGAUCCAUUGCUAACUUCUCUCCUGAGGCUGAGGAAGUGAAGUGGGACAGAAUACGAUAGGACUACAGAUGCAUGAAUGAAAGACUGAGGAAUCUGUUACUGCAAGCUGUACUUAAUAUAUUUCAGGGAAAAAAGGGGAAAGAAGAUUUUUUUGCUGGACAGCUGUUUAAAUAGGAAGGCAAUGAGAGCUAUUUGUCCCUUUAGCUUUGGGCAACUUGACUAUUACUAUUAACCUAACUUCUAGUGCCUCAAAUGAAAAACAUCCAGCUUCCUGUUAUCUAAGAUGCACCUGACCCAACAUAAGCCUGGAGCCAGGCUCUCUUGGAUAGCAGUCAUGAAGUAAAACUUUCUUUCCCUUAAGGAUUGUUGAAAACUUGGGCAGGGGAAAACAGCAGAUAGGAGGAGGAGGAAGAAAAAAAGAGAGAGAGGCAGUAUUGAACCUGCAUGGAACCAUGAGGUUUCAUAUUCCUCCGAAGAAUUCAUGGACUACUCUUACAGUUCUUGUGUGUGAUAAACAGCAAACAUCUAAUUAAACAGAAAAACAAAUACUACUGGCUUUACCAUUUGUGACUAUCCUAAAAAAAUGCUGUUUACUCUUGUUCUCUUUUGCAGAGUAGAUGUGAGACUUCAGUGGGGCAUUGCACAACAGCAUAUAAGCUACAGAAGUGAUGAACUGUACUAUCAUCUUAAAUGUGAAAAGGGAAAAAUCUCUGACUAGUAUUUAGCCCACUUACACGUAGGCUAGCUUUAACUUAUUGCUAAAUGCUUUUUAAUUUCCAGAUGAAGAGAUAAUAAUUGUCUUUGCCAAUAGCUGAAAAUGUAUGCUUUGAGGAGCAGUUCAGCUAUUUAAAGCAUGCUAAAAUGUGAUUUCAUUCUCAUGUCUCAAAAAGAUUUAUUUUUUUAAAGAGUUCUGUGGCCCACUAAUGUGAUGUAAUAUCAAUUUGUCCAAAAAGUGUGUUUUUCUUGCUGACAUUUCAGUUGUUCCUCUCAUAAAAUUGUGUGUGAGUAAAUACCCACUCUGUUUUUCCUUACGUAUUAAACUUAUUGGGCUAACCUCGGUACACGAAUUUACUGCUGCAGAGAAACAUUGUAGUCGUGUUGUCUGGUCUAUUUUCUUUCACAUAUGUCCUAUGAUGAGUGAUCUACCUCCUUGUCUGUCCCUCCAAGGUAAAUUUGUAAAGGGCAUUGAUCUGUAAUGACUGUCUCACAUUAUUAAGAAAAGAGACACAAGGAACCCAGAAGUCUUUUUGUGGAAAAACUAAGACUGAUGUAGUCUGAGCUCUGUUCUUAAAUGGUAAAGACUAACAAACACUGAAGAUCUCUGAGCAGAACAACUCCUGUUCAGGGGCUGCACAUGUUUUGCACAAAAACGUAAGUUCUCUUCACUUCCCUGGGACUACAGGCUGUUUAUUAGUCAAAGCUGGGGAGCUCUGAGCAGAUCCUGUGACUGCUAAGAGCGGUCCUAUAAACAGGAUUUUUCAGGGUGCUUUCUGUGGGAGGGGUUGAAGGCGCUGCUGACGCUGGCUCCAGGAGUAGCUCUGAUGCUCUGAUCUCCAGUUAUCAGAAAGGGGCAAUGCUAUGGCAAGUGUUGACGCUGUGUGUUACAUGUCUGCUAUGCAGUGUAAGCUGGCUUUUCUGAUAAAGCCUGAACAAGGGUGAAGUAUCAAAUACUUGGUACUUGACCAAGUCUAGCCCUACUCCAAGGAUGCAAGUUUUAUGGCCUAUGAAAAGACAAAAAAAAAUUUAUUUACUUUUAUACUGAAGGAAUUGCCUUUUGGGAAAGGACUGCAGGAAUUUUGACUGGAGGAGUGAAAAAAAAAAGGUUUUUUUGGCUGAACUUCCAAAGAGCUGAUCUGAAGUGAGUACAUAGCAAAGGUUGAAAUUAUGUCUACUAUUAACUAAAUGAUAGCUACUAUGUUUUAUUCCUCAGAGGAGGGAAAGACAUAAUAGGAAGUCUAGCAACUUUAGUAGCAUGAGGAGCUAUCUAUAGUCUUUAUAAUCAGAUUGGAAUGGAAAGCAUGGUCAUUCUUGUAUAAUUUCAAUUAAAAUCCAAUUGCAGUCUCUCUUCAGACAGCAUUGGUCAGAGGAGCGUCUUUCAGUCUGAUUCUGAACAGUAAAACCCUAGGAACUAAUAUGGUUCACAUGCCUUUCAAAGAAAGGUUCAGUGUUUCCUUUAACUCUGAAGCAGCUCAGUGGAAUAACAUGCUUGACCUCAGCUUUGGCAGACAUGGUCUCUGCUUCUGCACCAGUGUGGGAAUGGAAUUUGGAUACUCAGAAACCUCAGCUUCAUGUGCUGUUCUUUAACAUGUAGGGGGAAGACCUUUGUAGGGGAGAAACCAGAGAAGUUACAGAUGCAUCAGCUGGGAGUAUUCCUCUCCUUAAUUACUGAACUCAUGACCCACUGGAACUUAAAAGCAAGGGAAGACAAAUCAUGACCAGGAGGCACAGACCAUCCAGCAGAAGAGAAGCCAGUUAAUCCCCUGGACUGGCUGUGAACAAUCUUAGUCAUAAUCAGAAUUGCAGAAAGUAGGACUGAGCUGCUGAGUAGGUUAAAUACAUUCCUAAGAGAAAAACUUGUAGAUUAACAAAUUCAAAUGCCCUAUAUUGGAAAAUGCUCUUUGUAAGAAGCAGCCCAUGCAAACCUUUUUGCAGUGCAGGAGCAGGGUCUUACUUCCCAGGUUUGGGGAGGAGAGUUUAAUACAGUGCACUGAGAAACCACAGAUUGCUUCUUGGUGUGGAAUUUUUGGGAGUGCCCUUCUGAAAAAUAACUUCCAGUAGAAAUAAGCCUGCAAAGUGAAAGAGGAGGAAAGUGUGGGGGAAACAGUGAAUUACAAAGCCAGGAAAUGGCUUAAACAGGCAGCUUUACUGUGGGAACAGCAUUGUAAACAAUUCCUAUUCUUAAUCUCACAGUCCUAAAUGCUGAGACGUUAUGUAGGCUUUGCAUACUUUGUCCUAAAACAAGGGCAAUGGGACAAUGCAAAAGUAAUAAAACCACCCCAUCUUUAAUUGAUCAAAAACAAAGGCUUACACUGACUUGCUUCUAAUCCAGAGCAAGGAAAGUAACUUUGAACUUUUUUUUUUAAGGUAACUUCACAGCUACAAUGUUUUCUUGACUCUAAAAUGCCUUUAGUAGUUUUGAAAGCAGUUCUAGGGUAACGUUAGUGUGACAAAUGUGGAGGUGCCUUACAAAGCAUGCAUACAAACAAACAGGAUGUAAAUGCUUGGCGAAUCAUAUUUGAAUCUGUGUUGCAGAACUCAAAUGACAUAUCUUAGUUUUGUUACGAGUGACUUACAUAAGCUUUUACUAUGGAAAUUAAACAGUUGUGACAAAGUGAUUAAAUAUUAGAAUCAGUUCAGAUUUUCAGGAAAUAAAACUAUCUAUCUGAUUUGGCUGCUUCAUUCACUAUGUCUUUAUCUUCUGCUACUCUCUUGAUCGUAAUCUAUUUUGCACCACCCCAUAUGGACUUGCAGACCUCCAAAAUGCCAGUGGGUUUGAAGCUUCAUCUGGGGACUGAAUGUUAACUGGGAGAGCCAGCUACUGGAAUAGAAUUUCUAUUGGAAUGGAACACUUUAUUAGUUGCCUGCACUGUCUGUAUCAAGGAACUUGCUGGAAGAGAAGCCCUAGCUUUUUUAAUACCUGGCUAAGCUGCUGUGGAUAAAACCAAUGCCCUUCCCAGGUUCAUGUACAGUAGUACAGAUCCAGAAAGCGUUUAUAUUGGUGCAUGCAAAGGAACAACAAUCUUUGUCCUAGGAAAACUAAAAAUAUUUGGGUUAGUUCUAGCUUUUGUUAACCUAAUUUUUUUUCAUUUAAUUUUCUGAUGUCCCUAGUGUCCUGUGGGGUUUUUUUUUAACCCUUUGGAGCUUGAAAGCACCACGCAUAAACACAUUAGAUACAGAUUUUAUAAAAGAAGGGAGGCAGAAUAGGCAGACUUCACUUUUGUGCCUGAGCACAAUUUCAAAGCUAUGCUAACUUAUGCAAAUUUGAUUAAUUAAAUGGCAAUAAUUUGAAAUACUGCAAUUAAAGGUCGCUUUCCCACUUUUAAUUGGAAAAAAGUCCAGAUUUGUAUUCCCUCAGAGAAAGUGAAUACUCAGCUUAAAAGGGUUUUGCUGCAAUGUUAAAAUACUUAACUUCAGGCUAUGAGAAAUAAAUUGGAUUUAUUUUUUAACUAGUAGAGUCCCCUGAAGUUGUUAUUACAGAGGCAGGGAGAAGUAGGUCAUGCAGUUCUACGUUGUAAUAUAUUUAUGACUUUUGUUUCUAGAUUUUAGUUUAAUCAAGGAGCUUAUCAUCCACUGCCUGAUUCUGAAUUUCAGUCCUAAACUGCUUGGCUUGAAUGUCUUAAUGUUGACACAGAUUAAUACCAGAAAGCAGAAUACCAGGAGAGUCUUCUGGUUCGCAUCAGCCGAUCAGUAAUAGCUGUUGUGAAAUAACAGCUUCCAGCACAUGGGGUCACUUGAGGUAAGUUUGUCUGAUUUGAGUUUGGGAUAUCAGAAGUAAAGGAAGGGAGGUAGAAUGAUAGGAUCCAUAGCUGGUUUUGGUGGAGCAGGGAGACAGGCUGCUGUGGUUUUCCUUUGCAAUUAUAGGAUGGGUGCUACAUGUUUCCUUUUUAUUGUUUCUCAAAAUCAGAAGCAGCAUUUAAUCUGAUUUCUAUCAGUUUACCAUUCUCGUAGUUCUUGUCACCUAAGGUAUGACCAUACCAGUAAGGUUGCAGGAGGUGUCUUAAGGUUACUUCAAACAUAAAAACGCAACAGGUAUCCUAAGCAUAUCACACUGUCCUAAGACUGCUGUGGUAGAUGUCCAGAACUUUUGCAACUUCAGUUCCCUUGAGGCACUUAAAGCCUGCAUGGUAUGAGAGGUUCAAGUGUCCAAACGCUGUCAGGGAGGGCUGUAAUUAUAAAGCCUAAUCUGAGAGAUAAACACUGUUUCUUGUAUGCAAGAAAGUGGAUGCUACUACACCAAAUGUCUUUAACGAUGCUGAAGUAAUUACUGUAAGCAGAGGUUUCUAGAAGUGGACUAUAGUACUGUAUCCUUUGAUACAGCCUCUUUGUCAUGUUGACAGCUACAGCGACAACCGUCCUUCUGAUAUUUGCAGUUAAACUGGUGAGGAUUUAAGGAGAACAGCAACUCUCUGCAGUGCUAGGGUCUGGUUUCUUGGUCUUCAGCACACCAAUGGCUUGCAGGUGCUCUGAGCCCUAGUUUGGGCUCCUAACAAGGCUAAAUGGCAAGGGAUAGGGAAGACAGAAAAAAGCAAAAUCUUGUGAAAGCUCUCCAUGUUGUGGGGAUAGUAGUAAUGGAGGAUAGGGAAUAAACACUUGCUGGGCUUUCUGCCACUGACUGAUUUGUGUACAUACUCAGCUAAACAUUCUUUCUUGUGGAUAAGAUACUGCAGUAAUUUCAGCUUUGUUUGAGCCUCCUGACUGAGGCUUCAUCCAAGCAUCCCUUUCUCAAGAGAAGAAAUGUUAGUGCUGUUUGGAACCCCUGCUCUAUCAACAAGUUUCAGGUGUUACUGUUACAGGUCAGAAGUAUUUCAUCUUUCCAUUUCUUCUUAGUACUCCCUUACUUCCCCCCUAGACCUUGGGAAGUAGCAGGUACAAGGUGGUGGUAGCUUUUGUGGAGUUAAUUGUUUCACACUGAGUUUUACUGUUGGCUGCACUGGAAGAAAUUAUCAUAGUUGUCACCUAUAGUCAAGUCAGAAAUAUGUAAUCUCUUCUUAUUUGAUUAAUAUUAGUGCAAAAUUUGCUGUGGCUUGACACACAGCUAUAAACUUUGUAUUUUAUCUCAAAAGUGAAAAGGGCUGAUACUGUCAGACCUUUCUUCAAGGCAAAGCUAGCAACUCAGCCCUCUUCUCACUGUACAGAAUAGAUUUGACAUUUUCAUCCUUAAAAUCUAAUGAAUUAUUCCCACCUUGGAGCAUCCAACAGUUGCUUCAAUACCCUUUUAUUGUCAGAAGGUCUGGAAGCUACAACUAAAAUUGAACAUUUUUGGGUGGAGAAAUAAAAUUAUUUCAUCUGGGUAGAGGAGAUGGCAAAGGAAGAUCUGAUGCAGUUUUGUAAAAUAAAAAAGCAAGUAACAAAACUGAUUGUUCAAAAGCAUAUCAACAGGUUCAAAAGUCAGCACUUCCAAUACCACCAGUUGCACCAACAGCCGUUCAACACAGUCCAAACCCAAACCUGACCUCUGACAAAGGCAUUCCCUGAACAACUGAGGCCUGCUAGCCUGAGUCAGGUACCACUUCUGCAAGGUUUGUCCCCUCGUACACAUGCAGGGAGCUAGUCUGAGUUUUGCAAUAAAACAGAUGAAAGCUGGAAACAGACACCUUGUGUUAACUCCUUUCUGCUGUACCUGCACAGACCCUGGGCUGAGAGGCUGGUACAGAAGCUGCUUGCUGGUGCUGCCCAAAGCAGCAAUGCGUGCGUGGCUUUGCCACUCCUCUGAGAGGAUGUGAGGUGAAGCUUAGGCAGAGUGCCAGUUCCAGUGCAAGAUACCAGAGGACAGUCUUAUUUGUCUUGCGUUACCUUACCAUGUAUUUUACACCAAAACCUCACUAAUGGUGUACAAAUUAAGGAAUUUUUUACUGUAGCAACCAGUAAACACUGGGGUUAUUUUUCAAUUUAAUGAAAACAGGAACUUACACCUCAGGAUAAAUAUUUCCCUUGUGCCUUGCACUUUUACCGUAGGAACAAUGAAGAAAUGAGUACUCCUUGGUAGCUUAUGGAAUUAUUGGCAAGACUUCUACUCACAGUGUGACCUUCUCUGAGCAGGAACAGUCCUCCUCUUCUCAGUGAUGCAAUCAGAGGGCUUUGCUGUGCUUCACAUGGAGUAACUCACUUCUAUAAUUUCUGGUGGCAGUACAAUUCACAGAGUCAGCAAAUCUGAACAUGAAAUAUUGCAGUUCCAGUUAAAGGAUGUGAAACCCAUCUUAUGCUGUUCUUGUUGUCUCAUUUCUGUAUGAAUAGUUGGAAGCAGUGUCUCUAGUCAUUAAGAGUUGUUGCAUUUUGACUGUACUUUUCCAUUCUCGUCAACCAUAAGUGUUUUAAUGAGAGUGAAUUUGUGUAAGGAACUAGAUCUUGAUCCUUUCCAGGCAAAAAGUUUGGCUGAAGGGCAUGGAUGCUCCAUAUUUGGUAGUAUGAUUUUAGUUGUUUGCCAUCAUACUGUACGUGCAAAGCAUGCACAUGCUGAUGAGGCAGCACAGGUACCUCUGACUGCUUUCAGGGAGAGCAAACUGCCACCUGCUCUGAAGUUCAUCCUCUGGUCAAGAAGGGAAGCUCUGCAGUGAGCCUGAAAGUGAGAGGCAUAUUGGGCUCUACUGUAAUAAGUAGGUUUUAGAAUCUGUAAGCUUGUAAUCAGGUGAGUUACGAAAUUCGGAACUGUUAUUUAACGAGAAAGGGACUCUUCUUCAACAUUACCAACUGUUAUCCUGGAAAACUGAGAUCUACAAAAAUUAUAGUUAUUUCCUGUCUCAACUACAGAGCCCCUUUGUUCAGGAAGCCCAAGAACUGGUGCUUUUAACGCUACUUGCUUUCAAUGGUUUUGUUUUUCUGUUGUCCAAUCCAAGUAAAUCAUUUUUCUUUUGUUUUUGCAAUAUGUUUUCCUCAAAUAUGUAGGACCUACCUUCUAAAAAUAAAACUUUUUAAGGGUGGUCAGUAAAUUUUCAGUAUGCUAAUAUCAGCUGAAUAUUUGAACUGGAUCAAACAAGGGAGGAGUGGAAAUAAUGAAAGGAGAUGGUGACCAGAAUUAAAUUCUGCUUGAAGAGCUACAGACCUUCUGCACACUGACUUCCUUUGCCCCUGUGUAUUCUUAAAUAUUAUCAAUAAAGGAUGUUUAUCAAUCUGA